AUGGAUCCUUUUGAUAGUGCUGAAGGUGGAGGUACAGAAUCUGCAAAUAAUGUGCAAGAAUCUGCUCCUUCUAACCCUAUAGAACCUGUGAAGAUGGAAGAUACUAACCCUGAAGUUUUAGCUUCCAAGAAUUCAAAUUCCGAAAGCAGAGAUUCAGACCCCAUCCAAGCUCGAUUUAAUGAUUUGUGCAAGAAUGGAUUGUCGUUGGAUGAGAAUGCUUACACGCAAGCUAUGAAGCUGUUCAAAGAAACCAAACAUCUAUUAAUUUCAAAUGCAUCGGCUAUUGGAAACGGAACACCUGAAGAAGCAGAACAGUUCUGGUUCGCCUUUGUUUUGUACUCCGUGAAAACUUUGAGUGAGAAUAAUUCACAGAUGAGCUCUGAUGAUAAUGGAUUUUCUCUCUUCCAAAUUUUGAGAGCUGCGAAGCUUAACAUUGUAGAUUUUUUCAAGGAGCUUCCUCAGUUUGUUGUUAAGGCCGGUCCAGUUUUGAGUAAUCUUUAUGGCAUAGAUUGGGAAAACAAACUUGAGGCGAAAGAGUUGCAGGCAAAUUUUGAGUACUUGAGCCUGUUAUGCAAGUACUACAAACGUGUAUACCGAGAGGUCUUCUUGACAAGUGAUGCAAAUGCCGAUAAGCAGUCAGCUGUUGCCAGAGGAACUGGUUAUGUGUCAGAGUAUCAUCGUUUUGGAUGGUUGCUGUUUUUGGCCCUUCGUGUACAUGUAUUCAGCCGAUUUAAAGACCUGUUGACUUGUGCAAAUGGCUUGGUUGCCAUAUUGGCAAUUUUAAUUAUUCAUGUUCCUGUUUGCUUCAGAAAAUUCAACAUCCAUGAUUCAACACACUUUGUUAAGAAAGGCAGCAAAGGCGUGGACCUGCUUGCGUCACUUUGCAACAUUUAUGACACCUCAGAAGAUGAGUUGAGAAAAACAAUGGAAAUGGCUAAUGCUUUAAUAGCGGACAUUUUGAAGAAGAAGCCCUGUUCAGCGUCUGAGUGUAGAAAUAAAAAUCUAGAGAAUAUGGAUCCAGAUGGUUUGACCUACUUUGAAGGUCUUAUGGAGGAACCAUCAUUGUCAUCCAGUUUAGAUAUUCUAGAAAAGGAUUACGAUGAUGCAAUUCGGAGUAAGGGUGAACUUGAUGAGAGAGUCUUCAUCAAUGAAGAAGAUAGCUUACUUGGUUCUGGUAGCUUUUCUGGAGGAUCCAUGAAUUUAUCUGGUGUGAAGAGGAAAUUUGAUUCUAUAGCCUCCCCAACAAAGCCAAUUGCAAGUCCGCUCUCUCCCCAUCACACUCCUGCAUCUCAUGUUAACGGUGGUGCUAAUUCAAAGAUGGUAGCCACACCAGUGAGCACUGCAAUGACAACUGCAAAGUGGCUUCGGACCUUUAUUUCUCCACUUCCGUCGAAACCCUCAGCCAAGCUGGACGGGUUCCUGGCAUUGUGUGAUAGGGAUGUUACCAAUGAUGUGGUACGCAGGGCACAAGUCAUAUUGGAGGUUAUAUUUCCAAGUAGUGCCAUGGGAGAACGAUUUGUAACUGGUAGCCUGCAAAGUGCUGACCUCAUGGACAACAUCUGGGCAGAACAACGAAGAUUGGAAGCGCUCAAACUUUAUUAUAGAGUUUUGGAGGCAAUGUGUAGGGCAGAGGCUCAAAUACUGCAUGCUACUAAUUUGACCUCUUUAUUAACCAAUGAGAGGUUCCAUAGAUGCAUGCUAGCCUGCUCUGCUGAGUUAGUCCUGGCAACACAUAAGACUGUCACAAUGUUGUUUCCAGCAGUAUUGGAGAGGACAGGUAUUACAGCUUUUGAUCUUAGCAAGGUGAUAGAGAGCUUCAUUAGACAUGAGGAAUCUCUUCCAAGAGAAUUAAGACGACACUUGAAUUCAUUGGAAGAACGACUUUUGGAGAGCAUGGUAUGGGAAAAGGGUUCCUCGAUGUAUAAUUCUUUGACUGUUGCAAGACCUGCCCUCUCAGCAGAAAUAAAUCGUCUUGAGUUAUUAGCAGAACCCAUGCCAUCUUUGGAUGCAAUCGCCAUGCGUAUUAACUUCUCUUGUGGAGGGUUGCCUCCAGCACCUUCUUUACAGAAGCAUGAGAAUUCACCAGGUCAGAAUGGAGAUAUCAGGUCUCCAAAGAUGGAGCAGAAUUCCUUUACAUCUCCUGUGAAAGAUUGUUUUCUGGCCUUAAGUAACCUUAAGUCAAAUCUGCCAGCCCCGCCUUUACAGUCUGCAUUUGCCAGUCCAACACGGCCAAAUCCUGGAGGUGGAGGGGAAACAUGUGCAGAAACUGGAAUUAGUAUUUUCUUUAGUAAGAUAAUCAAGCUGGCGGCUGUCAGAAUCAAUGGUAUGGUUGAAAGGAUGCAACUGUCUCAGCAGAUCAGAGAGAAUGUUUAUCGUCUCUUUCAACAAAUCCUUGUUCAACGGACAUCUCUCUUUUUUAACCGCCACAUCGACCAGAUUAUCCUUUGUUGUUUUUAUGGAGUUGCAAAGAUUUCUCAACUUAAUUUAACAUUUAGGCAAAUCUUAUACAACUAUACAAAGCAACCACAAUAUAAACCGCAAGUUUUUCGAAGUGUGUUUGUUAAUUGGCCUUCAGCACGCCGCAAUGGGAGGCCAGCACAGGAACACAUUGAAAUCAUACCAUUUUACAAUGAAAUAUUCAUUCCUACUGUGAAAUCUCUGCUAUUCGAGGUUGGACCAGGUCCAACAACUACAAGAGCUAGCGUAGUUCCUGAAGCAAACAAUGACAAUGAUGCUCAAUGUCCUGGAUCACCUAAAGUAUCCAGUUUUCCAAGUCUCCCUGAUAUGUCUCCAAAGAAAGUAUCUGCAGCACACAAUGUUUAUGUCUCUCCAUUGCGAUCAUUUAAGAUGGAUGCUUUGAUCUCGCAUAGCUCAAAAAGCUAUUAUGCUUGUGUUGGGGAGUGUACCGUUGCGUAUCAGAGCCCUUCGAAAGAUCUCACUGCCAUCAACAACCACUUGAAUGGUACGCGAAAGCUCAGAGGCACUCUCAACUUUGACAAUGUUGACGUAGGCUUGGUCAGUGAUUCUAUGGUGGUCAACAGCCUCUACCUUCAGAGUCAAAAUGGAAGUUGUGCAUCCUCAUCAGGUGCACCGGUGAAAACUGAGCAACAGGACUCAUAA
This is a messenger RNA of Prunus armeniaca (apricot), 3120 nucleotides long. The record is from the annotation of a GenBank genome assembly. NCBI's taxonomy places the organism in Eukaryota, Viridiplantae, Streptophyta, Magnoliopsida, Rosales, Rosaceae.